CUGUUCAUAAACAAUGUUCCCAAAAAAAAAUUCUAUAAUCGAAUUCUUAUUGUUGAUUAAUGGUGGAAUUUUACUUUUUCCAAAUGGCUAAUUUACCUCGACCAAUUCAUGUUUUUGGUGAUUUCAAAGAAAAAUUUCAUGUAAUAGCUAUUGAUUUUUAUAAAUCUAACAAUGAUGAAGAUAUCGUAAUCUGUGGCUAUCAGAUUGGUCUGAUUUCAACAUGGUCACUUUCUACAUAUCGAUGUUUGCGACGAAUAAAUUUGGAUGAUUAUAUUAAGGAUAAAAAUAUCGAAUUAUUACGAUUAAGAUCAAUGAUCUAUAUUCAUUGUCGACAAAUUUUAGUGGCCGAAUUGGCCAGUGGAAAUCUUUGCCUAUUCAAAUGUGAUUUUGAUGAUUUGGAAAAUUUUCAUCUAAUAAAUCAUUGGCCUACAUUGAAACUUACAUUCGCCAAAAUGAUCUUCAUAUUAGAAAAUCGAUUCCUAACAUAUCUAGAUCCCGACAAUUCUAAACAGAUAAAUCUGAUUGAUUUGGACCAACCUACUACUGAACCGGCCAUUAAAAUUAUUACCGAAGAGAACGAUCAUGGAAUCGUAAUGGCCAGUCAUUUAUUUUUUGAUACGAAUAGAUUUCUCUACAAUUUCAUUGCAUAUGAAAAUGGAUUUCUAUCAAUCAACAAAAGUUAUCUGGAUUCAAAUAAACCGAUCAUUUAUUCACAAUCAUUAUCAUCAAUUCAAUUACAUAAAGGUGAAAUACUUCAUAUGGAUUAUAAUGAUUGUAUUAAACGUGGUAUAGCUUGUUGUGCACCAAAUGAAAUUGUUUUAUGGAAAUGUUCAUUAGAUGAUCGAAAAAUUGAUCAUUCAAAAAUCAAAAAAUUUUCAAUCAAUAGCGAAAGUAUAACAUGCUGUACUAUUCGACCGGAUGGUAAAAUUUUUGCUAUCGGAUCAAAAGAUGGAAGAAUUCGAUUAUUUUCUACAAAAAUUGGACGACCAUUAGCUGUGAUAACAUAUCAUCAUGAAUCAAUCGAAACACUUCGAUUUACUUCUAAUCUUAUCAAUGAUGAUUUUCGAAAAAAAUAUCUUCUAUUUGCUUCCACACAAGAUGGAUUAAUUUCAAUUUGGUCAUUAUAUAAUAAUGAUGAUGAUUCAGAUUAAUUUGUU
Messenger RNA from Dermatophagoides pteronyssinus (European house dust mite), 1157 nucleotides. Its product is annotated as putative isoleucine--tRNA ligase, cytoplasmic. Gene Ontology annotation, molecular function: protein binding; ATP binding; tRNA binding. Gene Ontology annotation, biological process: isoleucyl-tRNA aminoacylation. The record is from RefSeq and is a predicted model, not a curated record. Lineage: Eukaryota; Metazoa; Arthropoda; Arachnida; Sarcoptiformes; Pyroglyphidae.